GAGCCGAUUCCACUCAAACCGCUCAUGGUGCUGCUUUACUCCAACGGUUCUCGCAUUACGUUUCGAGACGUUUUCGACGCUGGACGUGUGUUUCUGUAGUUGGAAAGAAGUCGCGAAUCGCGUGCCAGCGCGUAGUUGUGCUCCGGAAAGCCCGUUCUUUCCACCAGCUAACAGACCGAUUCAUCGAACCCCAGGAACUCAUCCUUUGAGGGAGACUCUUGAGCGUUGGACCACUUGUGGAUUGUUUGUGUUUUUUUCGGAAGCCUUCGCGGAGUGUUUUGUCUCUUUAUGUGUGAAAAGCAAGUAUCGCUGGUACGAGACAUAAUUUGUGGUGAACUUUUGGGACAAAUCCGAGCCAAGAGCAAAGAAAUAUCGACUAACUUGGUGUUGUAAAUCAAUUAGCUAUUGGUUAGUUUGGGAAAGGAAAACAAUCGCGAGUGAUAAAAUCAAAAGAAGUUGAUCUUCUUAGUUGAAAAGUAGUGUACUUUUUGUGAACCCCGUAGCAGCAAAAAAACGGAGAGAUUUUGAAGCUCAAACCAGUGUAGCAGACGGUGAAACAAAAAAAAAAAGCAGGAAUAGUGUAGGGUGCAAAGGCGAAAUCGCACAGAUCUUGUUCUUCGCCACGAGGUAUAUAUUUAGUGGAGGUGCCUGUCCAGAACGAAUGUGCGCGAUUGCAGGCGAUCUUGAUCAAGGGGCAAGACCGUUACCAAUCGCGAAAUUUCAUCUCCUAAUCCGCAGGAGAAGCGUUGGCGUGAUAGCUGAGCACUGUCCAUUUCUACCAAUCAUACCGAACAAGGAUUUACGCCUCGAGAAGUGCUAGCCUCGAGGUGGAGAAUUUUCGAACGAGUUUCGCUGUUAUGUUGAAGUGCGGAAAGUUUGACACCAAGAAGGUUAUCUAACGAUUGGGUACAGGUUUCCGGUAACCGGUGUGUAUAUUACCAACAGUUAGUGAAUCGUCGCGAACGAUUUCGAUUAUUCAAUUACCGGUGUGCUUAAACGACUUCGGAAAGUGCCCUGUUUCGAUAGGCUGGAUUUCUUGGAGCUAGUAGGAAGAAAGGUGCUCUACUUCGACGUGUUUCAGUGUUUACGAUGCGGAUCAGUGCGGGGAGAGAAAUAACUCCACUUUAAUUAUUUUGAAUCUGGAUAGGAUUAUACUCAUACAUUAGAUCACUUUGUAAAACGCAACCGGAGGAAUCCAGCUGGAAUAAUCUUCGUAGUGAAUCAUUCAUAAAACUCAGUUUAUUUUGGACAAGUUUGAGUUGGAUAACGCCGAUCUCUUGGUGCGACAACAAAUUUCUGAAAGGUGUUCAUCAACGGAAAAUACUGCGCAGCCCAUCACCGAAAGCGGCUUGAUAAGUCAACAAAAUUCUCCUUGAUUGAUUGUCAAGCGAACCAAGCGAACCUGGAAACAACAUUUGAGAAAUGAUGUGUUGAGUGAACACACGCCUCGUAUGCAGAGCUUCCCGGCUGCCCAAGAUAAGAUGUUCUACUCGUGAGCAGCCACUUUGUGCGCAAAUAAGAUCUCAGCAUGGCGGAUACAGUGAAGCUGGCCGAUAUGCAGCGGGCCAGUCUAGAUUUUGAACGACAACGGCAUCUGACCAACUGGCUGAUCGAAUCUAGUCCGCACAUGCCAAAACCAUCUCAGCACCAGCAGAAGCAACUCAGCAAAAAGGGCAAAUUCAAGCAGAACCCAAUGUUUUUCUUAGCGAAAAUAGGCCAUAACAUGAACAUUACCAACAGUAACAAUCCCUCCAUUGGGAACAAUUUGUUCAGCAGUAACUCAAUAGCGUCAACGUUCAAUUCGCAAACCAACCUGCCGCUAGCGAUAGUAUCUUCUUCCGGUCGGGAUGGCCACAAACCGAAGCUGAGACGAUUCAACUCGCACGACACUAGCGCCAACAUGUUCUCGGUGGCCGAAUUCGAAAACGCCCGCUUGGCGCGAAGAAAUGAGCUCGAGAAUGCCGCCCUCAUGAGGCAACGGCAACGAUACAAACUGAAUUCUCUCUCAUCCGGUGGUGAUUGUUCCACGGGAGAAAGCAAGGGAUCCAAACUCAGCAGCGAUUCGAGCACCGAAGCCAUGUUCGCCGAACAGUUUCUCGAAAAGUUUUCGCUACCUCGGGUGGUGCGUCUGUCCUACACCUCGGAUGGGGCCAGCGGUGGCGGAAGCAACAGCUCAGGGGAUCAAACGAUGACUUCAUCGAGCUCGGCAGGAUCGUCGAGUACGUCGGAGCGGAAGAAAAAGAAAACGAAACCCUUUCCCAGCAGCCCAUCCAAUGGUGAGCUGUUUCUGCUGUACCGGUUCAUGCGUAAUUAUAAAAUCUUCCAUGUAUUCAACUCGAAAACUGGAUCCAAUCGGAAAAAGGGAUAUAAAAUACCACAGGAUUACCCAGGCUAUUUCUCUUUCGUCAAUGAUAAAGGAGUGCAAACGGCAACUGUCUACACAACCGUUGUCCAGCUGGUGCGGGAGCGUGUGUACAAAUUCCUCUCCCUCGAAAACCUCUCCGCCUAUACCGAAUCUCAUGACAACUUCAAUCAUAAAACGCACUACGUGAAAGCAACGGCUAAGGGAGGCCAGGUUUAUCGGCUGCUGGCUGUCUUCCAAGAUGGAGAUCACAGGUCGUCAUCUAGUCAAAAGGAUUCCGCCUCCACCAACGGAGGAAGCGUCAGUGGUGCCGAAAAGGAACGCGGCAAAUAUGCUCAACUGCUUGGGGAUAAUCGACAGAUUUACUAUGUCUCGUUGUCAGCCAAAGGGAAGUUCUACGAAAUCGAGCAACACACUGCUCCAAUUUUGCACAAAAGUAAUAGUCUCGGUCAUCCCAACAGCAACGUAAAGACCCCGAAACAACUGAAUCGAGAAUGUAUUCACCGGAUCGGGUUCAUCAUGCAAUCGGAGGUGAGCUUGCCGCUGAAUUUGAAGUUGAUUGCAAGCAUGAGCGGAACCGGUAGUGGUAGUUCUCAAAACAGCGUGCCUGAAUACAUCACUAUUGGCAAAAACAGUGUCGAAAACUUCAUCGUAGCGUGUCCAAUUGACGAACAAGAGCUCGCAUCUUCACUCACGCUGAGUAAAUUGCACAUCACGCCACAGAUGAAGUUCACUAAGUGUUCCCUUGGGUUCGAAAACGAACAACGAAUGUUUCUCAACGCGAGCAUCCAAACGGUGCUAAAAUUUUGCCAGUUCAACUGUGAUAACUUCACUCGAAUAGUCGACAGCGACACCAACUGGAUGGAACUGCAGCAGAUGAUCAAUACUGUCCAGCAGCAACCAUCGCACAGUUUGAACCAUUUAAGCAGCCCUAGUAGCAGUAGUAGCGUUGGAACAGGGCCGGCAGCACGGAGCGAUGUGUUGAAAAAGCUCACUCGACUUUUCAGCAGUUCCGAACGAAACCAGACUUCCUCCUCCGGGCACGAAAAAGAAGACUCUAUCAUAUUUUUGAGUAAAAAUGAUCUGGAGAGCCUCGAAUGUGGCCAGCAAAUACAACAGCAGCAACAGCUGCAGCUGCAUCAUCAGCAUCAGCGACUGCAGCAACAUGAGCCAGACCAGCAGCCGAUGUCGCUGGCAUCGGGAAUAAGCGAGAAAAUGAAGGUGUUUUCACCGAACAAGAAGAGAUGGUUCCGAGGUUUGCGAUCCACCGGCAGUCAGGGGCAAGAUGUUGGCUCGGAAGAAGAUCAAGAGAAAAAACAAACGAGUAUAGACCGGUAUAAGGAUAUGUCCCGGCUGAUACAGACCAGAUUCGGCGAGUUAGAAAUCGGCGAAAAAAAUGGUAGUAGAGCGAGCUCAACUAUAGCGCUAGAUGAAAUAGUAAGUUGUAACCCUGGUGAAACCGACCAUGACAAUAGGUUACAAAAAUGUUUAUCAUUGCAACAUAUUGAAAUGAAAGGCGAAUGUAAAAUGGAUAUUUCGAACAGAAACAAGCCCGAUCUUGUUAACAAUAUAAGUUUGAUCGACAGAGAGCCCUCCGAUGAUAUGAUUCUGGAAUCGGAAGAUACACUCUUUUUCCCCAUCAGAAGCAGUGCUCACCAGCAGUCGUUUAUGACACAGAAAUUAUACAGCGAAUUCCACGUGAAGACCAAACAACAUAGCAAAUCCCAAUCCAGCAUACAACAUCUGCUCAAUCUUGCAAGCCCACAACGGUCGAACGACAGCAAGCAGAAGUCGAAAGCAAACGAGAAAAAGCGUUCGGAAAUUAUACUUUCGUUUGAGGACCUACAGAGCCUCAGCAGGGAUGAGGAACUGGCGGACAUAUCUAUACGAACGCAGUUGAGCAUUCUAGACGAUCUUCCCUACAGUAGCGUCCGCGACUCGAUCGUCAUCCAGGAAAGCGAACCCCGAACGCCAUCGGAAAGUAUAUACGCUGAAAUUUGCUCCGAAAGCCCGGCCAGAACACCUCCCGUAACUCCCCAGAAACCUCCCGUCUUCCCUGUCGUCUUUCAAUCGCCACCACGUCCCGAGAAGCGAUUCACCAGCAUUCGCAUAAAUGUUCCUUCCAGUGAUGCGUGCCAGUUGGUCAGUCACAACCCGGCCGGGUCUCGUUGUGCAUCGGUCGUGGCUAGUCCCGUCGAGGAUAACAUCUACAACACUAUCAAAUAGCGACCGGUCUCGGACCAUUGCUACGAACAUAAGAUUUAACAUUUAAAUUGAACGCAAUCUGCUUCGGGCUCAUUUUCUAAAAUAAUAAGUAUCAUUAUAAUUAGGGUAGAGAGGGGCAAUAUGGUUCUCCUAAGAAAGAUACGUCCUAAAUCAUGUAGCAACAUUUUUAAAUUAUGCUACAAGUUAAACACUAUUGAUCGAUGUACAUUGUAUGAAUAAGAUUUAAAAAAGAUUUAUAUGGAAAAUUUUCACUUUUAAAGUGUGUUCCAUUUCCGUCGAUCGAAAGCACCACGGGGCAAAAUGGCCCACCAUGCGGGGCAAUAUGACCAUGUUAGUUGAUUCAAGUAUUUAAACAUGUUUCCACAAAGUGUGGAGGCGAUCUGGCGUAGUGGUAACAUCCAUGCCUCUCACGCUAAAGGUCACGAGUUCAAUUCUCACUCCCGACAUUCUACCAAAAAUGGAAGUAAAAAGUGACGAACCAGCCAAAUGAGUUGAAAAUCACUAUAAUACAGUUAAAAAAAUCCACAAAGAAAUAACGUAACAAGUUCGUAAUUUUCACGUGUGUUUCAUUGGAUUUCAUUCAGUUUGUAUGUACAAAAAAUAACAAUGGGAUCAAAGUGAUUUGACUGCUUCUUCUUCUUCUUUGUUUUUAAGAGGCUUUAAACUUUCCAGUUCAUUCGCCUCUAGAUUGGACUGCAAUUUUACGUUACUCAAAACAGGGACAGAGAAUAUCUGUGCAGUUAUGUACCCAUGAAUGGCAUAAGUAACAUUGGUUCCGUCCAUCGCCGCCCAUAGAGGAACUGUUACAUCGGUCGGCGCGAAAUCGACGUCGUUAAACACGUACCGAUUGAAUGAAGCGAUUUCAGUUUUGUGAAAUCCGAUGACCGCUAUUGGCAAAGUUUCAGCACGGACAUAUGCUUUCCCCAACAGUGCACUCACUUCAUUCAAAGUAACUACCUCUCCAGGUUGGUUUUUUAAAGAAUUUUCAAUCGCCCGAGAAAAGUGAGUUUCAAACGGUCCCAUAAAGCUCACAUGAAUGGGCUGAAGCAUGUGAGAGCAAUGCAGGGGUAAGCUUAAAACUUCAACGUGGCAUUUUCUAGCUUUGUCAACGAAUUCAAAAUUCUUGGUAUGACUACAAUGUCCGUCAACAAUUAAGAACACCGGACUGUCACCGUUGAGUUCACGUGAUUGAUAAAGUGCUCAAACUACAUGUUGAACUCUUUAGCCGCCAUCCAGUCGCUGAAAUUGGAUGACAAUAAGGAUCUAGGAGUAGCACAUUACUUAUUUUUGCUGCGCACCGCCAAUUACGAUUCCGGUUUUUUUACUUUCACGAUUUUUUACUUCUGUUAAAAUCGGCAUCUGAUGGCAACGACGAUGGAGCUCGUCAUUUGAGAUCCAAUUGUCUGACCACUAAUCCCGAAUUCCGAUACACGUUCUCUGCUGAUACGCCCCAUGUUUCACAUGCGAAAGCAGCACUGAUUUUACGUUGGAACUAAAGAUCCUGAUUUUGAUGUGGUAACUGAUCUGAUUUGACCUCCAUGACUUCCUCCGACUCGCAAAGGCAGCUCUCGCCUUCUUGAUCUGCGCGCAUAUAUCGAUGUUGGUUCCGCCAUUGCCCAGCUACUUGCCAGCUGCUGUGAAUCUAAAAGGGGUGACCGUGUUGACAUCCAAAGCUUUCGUCUUGCUGACGUUAAUUUCCAGGCCAGCCUCAGAAGAGCAUGCGGCCAGGUUGUCAAGCUGCAAAUGAGAGCGCCGCGUCGAUACUAGUGCAAUGUCAUCAGCAAAAGCAAAAUCGUUGAUGUGCUCCAUCCUAGUAAGCUCCCUAAGGAGCCCACGGUUCGGUCAACGGUGAUCUAUGAUCUCGUCGAUGACGAUGAGGAAUAGUAGUGGUGAAAGUAAACAGCAUUGCCCAGCACCAGCCGCGACCCAGAUUGGGACAGACAAGAUCCCGUUGUGUAAGAUUCUGCACGCAAAGGCCUCGUUCUUCGGUCGAAAGCUUUCUCAUAAUCGAUGAACACCAGGUAAAGGGACUCCCGCAAUUCAUUGAUUUGCUCAACAUUGAUGCGCAGCGUAGCAAUGUGGUCGUUACCCUACCAGCUCUAAAUCUCGCCUGCUGCUGUCGGAGCGUCGCAUCUAUCUUGUCCUUGACCCGAUUGAGGAUUAACUUGCACAGGACUUUAAAAACUACGCCCAGCAGCAUGAUGCCUCGCCAGUUGUCGCAUUCACUCAGGUCCCCUUUCUUUGGAACCUUGAUGAGGAUGCCCUGUCGGCCGGAAAUGUUGCAGUUCCCCAAACAUUUACGAAUAAAUGAUGCAAAAUUUCUGCGGAUAGUGCGUGGUCAACUUUGAGCAUCUCGGCUGAUAUGCGAUCAACCCCCGGAGCUUUGUUGGAUUUCGUACAUCUGAAUUGCUGCUUCUAUCUCUCGCAAUGACGCGCCUGUGUGUUGACACGUGAAGUGCGUCUCACUGGAGGCGGCUCACGCUGGGGUGUUGGUGACUGGUUGCUCGAAGUGCUCGAACCAACGUUUCAUCUGAUACCAACGACGGGCUGUAUCUUUUCCCCUCCUGGUUCUUUGUAGCUCUAUCGCGUCCCUUAUAUCACCUAUCUUCUUUCAGGUGUCCUCCGAGAUCCAUUCUUUUCUUCGGAUGCGCAGUUCACUCUGAUUAUCCUCUCUGGUUGCGAUUAAGGGGUUCUUGAUGGCAGUCCACUCGUCCUCGAAGCAGUCACCAGCAGGAACAUCCUCGGUUCGGGUUCCAAGUUUAUCCACAAAAAAACCUUUUCACGUUAGGAUCUUCUAAUCGGCGCGUGUUGAAACGACGACCGAAUUUUUUCUCCCUCGCGCUACGCGUAGACGAGUUCCUCCGAUGAGAAGAUGGUAGUCGGAAGCGAUGUCGGCACUGCGUUCAUUCCGCACGCCAAGCAGGCUCCGUCUAAACAUUCGAUUGAUGCAGAUGUGGUCGAUUUGGUUCUCAGUGUAACUGUCACCUGAGACUCACGUAACUUUGUGUGCUGCUCUAUGGGGGAAGAACGUGUCCCCAUUCACCAUGUCGUUGUUGCCACUAAACUCUGCAAGCAGUUCGCCGUUUUCGCUCAUCUCUCCCAGACCAUAUUGUCGGAACCUAUCUUCGCGUUGAAGUCGCCCAUCAAGAUCUUGAUGUCACCUCUCGAAAUCUUGUCCACGACAGCAUUUAGCUGACUGUAGAGCUCUCCUUCUCCUGUGGCUCGGCAGCGUUGGUUGACGCGUAACUCUGGAUUAUUGUAAGGUUUCGCACCCGUGUUCUGAAUCUGGCUACGAUCACUCUGCUGCUUAUAGGCUCUCACUUCAAGAGUGCCGCGUGGGCCCACACGCUAGGCUGGAAGCUAAUUCCACGAUGGUGUGGAGCGUUGUCACCUCGUAUGCCAGAGUACAGUAGUAGCAGUCCCGAAGGUAGCCGGUGUUCUCCAAAGUCCGAUGGAGCACCUUCCUUCAGCUUAUCUGUUAUCAUAGCUGUCGGAAAAAUGAGAAAGGGUGGAACAAAAUCCCCCACUGCUGACAUACACACGCAGGCCGUACUCAGCACCCCGCGCUCAGCUGAAGUUAUAGUGCCCACCUGCCUUUUUCCCCACAUUGCUAGGAUUUUGGUCUGCACCUGUUGAAUGAAGAUAAUAAUUUUUAGUUUACUUGCUGCUCCUACGGGAAAAAGAUAGUUACCGGAAUCACUGAUGUCCCACCGACGUUGAAUUGCCUUACUGCUGGAAUAUUGUAUUUUUGCUGUUCGUCCUCCAGUAAAUUGUAGAAUUUCCCGACUGCAACGCGAUAGAAUCCUUGUGCUCUGGCGGCGGAAGUUGCUUCUGGUGUCCGAAGUGAAAGUUGUGAGUGGCGCUUCCGAAAACCAGCUAACCAAUCUAUUCCGGCUAUUGGCUUUUGGCUAUUAAAAGGGUGAAAAAUACCAAUACCACUAAAGCAGUAUGUCGCACUGACCUACCUGUUUCGAUGACCGCGUUCAAGCUGGUCUGUUUACAAAUUUUGACAACUUUGUUUACAGGUUAUGUUGAGAACAUACCUAGUUGUACUGCCCCAUGCAGGUAUGCCCAUCCUGUCCCGCUCGAAAAAAUGAACCGAUAUUUCACAUAAAACGACAAAGCAGCGCAAUAAAUCAGUGGAAAUGUUCAGAAAUAAUACUAGUACGAAUUGACAUAAAGAGCAGUGUCGUAAAUUUCAGUAUGAAGCGUACAGAGCUUAUUUUGUUGCCUGAUGUUACUUACGAGUAUAUAUUUUCGUGAUAAUCAGUCAAUGUGAAAUUUCUUUCAAUAUCUUUAUCAAACAAUUCCGUUUUUUUUUUGUUUUGAAUACCGUUUUUCACGGAGGUACUUAAGAAAAGUAUUUCUAACACAAUUGUUGGAAAAUAAGUGUGAAUGGUUCAAUAACAAGCACAAACGAAUGAUGGUUCAUUUUGCCCCACCUGGUCAUAUAGCUCCCAUCUGCCCUACUUUGUAUUCAGUGAUAGCACCAAUAAACGAGUGUAUUCGAACGCAAAUUUGGAUACUGUAUUAUAACAUGCUACAACAAUUUUUAAAAUAUAACACUUUUACAAUGAUUGUGUAUCCAUCGACACUACCAGAUUAAUUACAUACCAUGACUGGGCUUCGUUACUCUUCGAGCCUAACCACAAUCAUGUAUAUACGCUCAAAAUACGUGCCUUUAACACUUCCUCGAAGCUCCCAAUCCAUACGCCGGAAGAAAUACGCUAUUCGCGCUUAUAAAGCAAACAGCAUCGCAUUCCCACAUAAAGAUAUCAUCUUGCUCUUUGUUAGUUUUAGGAACAUGAGACAGGGACACAAUUAAUUAGAGACCAGAGGAAGAAAGAAUAACGGCGACCAAAGUAUUACCGGAACUUGUGAUAAAAAAUAAAGCAAAAACGCAAUGAUUAAACUAAUUUAGAAGUAAUGCUAUAGGAACGAAAUUGAACCGUAAAAAAACAUUUUAUUACCCGCUAUUAGCGACAUUAUGUGAUCGAAGGUAUAAUCGUCUUAACUUUUUCAAAUCGUUAUCAAGGAUUACAGUGGGCAGCCCGAUAAAGCUUCCGCUGCACAACAGCGAUCUUAGCGAUUCAACUUAGAUAUGUUUUAUAGCUAUAUGUAAUGCAGGGAGCCUCCUCCUCAUUUUUUAUCAUUACGACGAAAGCAAUGUUAAUAAUAGGAUCUAUUCAAGUCGCUCAUGUAGGCCAAUCGUGUGAAAAACAAUAUUUUCUCUAAUAAACAAUAUUUAAUUCGCAUCCCCGAAGAUGUAAAUCAAUAAUUAAUACAAUAUUUAAAUAAAGCGAUGAUAAAAACAAACUCACGUUGUUUCU
Molecule: messenger RNA, 9918 nt
Organism: Toxorhynchites rutilus septentrionalis
Lineage: Eukaryota; Metazoa; Arthropoda; Insecta; Diptera; Culicidae
Gene: B4
Exons: 9
Coding region: 1529-4588 (1019 amino acids)
Source: RefSeq, a predicted model, not a curated record